GAACUGCUAUAUAAAUUGCAUGCACACCCCCUUUUCUAUGUCUAUAUUGACUAGACUAUAAGAAGCCCUACUGUAAUGUAGCAAUAUUGGAAAUGUUGAGGUUGACAUUCUUCUCAACUAAAAGACUGAAAAUUAGGUUGUAGGUUGAGCUUAUAAGAUUGAGGUGUUUGUUGGGGUUUUAAAGUGUCAACUCUCCAAUCAAUAUUAAUAUCUAGGUCUGAAGUGAGUUUGAUUCAAUUCAACAAGCAGCAAAAACACUGAUAAUAAUUAAUAUUAUUCAUCCACUAAUAUUUUUGUUAGAGUACAUUUUUCGCAUAAGUCAUUUUUUGUCUAGCAAUAUUCGGGCAAUUCAAAUAUUGGAUUUUUUCUCUAUCUCUGUACUGGCCAUACAAAACUCCCUGAAAUGGUCUCAUUUGAAAAAAUAUAUAUAAAAUCAACAAACUCACAAAAAUUGAUACAUCUGCAACUUCUCUUAAUACGUUUUUAUGAAAAUUUGAUCACUCAUAUCAAAUAAAUACACAAAAAUAUCCACCAAUGCCAUCGACGCUCAUGAAGUAAAUAAAAACAUAAUUUCAGAGGCAGUUUCCUAUAAUGCAUUUCCUUUUUAUUUUUAAAGGCUCACUAACGUCUUUCACGUGCUUGUGUAUAUUUAUCAUUAUCUUUUCUUCAUAAACAUUAAAUAUUAUCAAUUUCAGUUUAAAAUGAAGAAGCAAGUAUCUCUCCCUAGUAUAGUGAAGACAAAAGUGAAUAGUAAAGUGAAGGAUAAACUAUUUAAAAAGAAGAAAUUUUGCUUGUUGCACAAGAAGAGAGAACUGAAACAGUUAGUCAAAAAUCGAGGAGUUGUACACAUCAAUCACAUUCCACACGGAUUCUAUGAGGAAGAACUUUUCAAAUACUUCUCUCAAUUUGGUGUCGUUACAGCUGUCAAGGUCCCACGCAGCAAUAAGACUGGGAACGCGAAAGGAUGCGCGUUUGUUGAAUUCGAUGACAACGAUGUGGCGCAAGUAGCGGCCGAUGCCAUGAACAACUAUCUUAUGUACGAUUGUCUUCUCAAAACUAAGUACAUCGCCCCCGACGGACAGAAGCCGAUCAAAUUUAACAGAAGUGGCAAGCCCUGGGUGAAUGGAAGCCCGACGUUUGCGGCCGAUAUGAGACGAAAAGAAGACAGAAGGAAUAAGGAGAAGCCAGUCAAUGAUCUCGAGGCUUUUGCCAAGAAAACAAGGAGUUCUGUGGCCAGAUUGCACAGGAAGCUAACCUCCAGGGCCGGAGUCGACUAUGAGUUUCAGAUUGACGACUGAAAGCUACUAAAAAACCGGAAGACAGGACACCGACUGAUGAUGGGGAUGACACUGAUGACGACAUCAAAGUCAAGAAACUAAAAAACUUCGAAAAAUGACCUGGCACAAGUGGCUGUCAAGAAAGCGAUCCACAAGGGUAAGAAAAAAGUGUCCUGAAGUGAUACAAAGAAAAAUCUGGAAAACACUACGAAAGUAAUGAAAAACAGCCCUGAAUAAAGUUGUGGUUAACAAGAAAGAAGCGCUGAAAAAUGCUACCAAAGAAGUGUUUAACCCAAGCGCUACGAGCGGAGAGAGUCAACUACAAGUCACGAGCACCAAAUUGUAAAGGAACGCCCUUCUCAGAAGUACACAGAUUCACCCUAUACUAUCAGCAUUGAUUCAAUUUGAAGCAUCCAUUUGAUGCAUACCUGAGGAAUACUGAGUACUGUCAGGUUGAAGUGAAUCUCACCGUAGGUAGUGAGAAGUCAGGUGAGGUUUUGGAAUUAAUUGGAGAGGUAAUUAUGUGGAUUAUUAUUGUAUUCCUAAUAAAACGGUAUCCCGCAGUUACAAUACGGUUUUUGUUUGCUCUACAAUAAUUGAGUUGAAUUAUACGAUUUGGGAUGGAAUAAAAAUUGAAUUAUUUUUAGAGAUUCCUGCAAGUUUCAUCAAAAUAAUUAUUUACUAAAGGAAGUACAGUAUUAUGAAUAUACUCACCAAUACUUUGAAAUAUUUGUAGCCUUCACUUCUUCAGAUUUGCAAUAUUCCAAGAACUAAACAUUAUUACUCAUCACUCUUCAUAAAUUAUUGUAGGGUUUUUAAUUAUUGUAAGCUGCUACUUUAAGAAAUAUAUGACUGUUCAAUAAAUUGGUUAUUGUAUUGCCAA
Nilaparvata lugens (brown planthopper) is the source of this 2160-nucleotide messenger RNA. Its product is annotated as MKI67 FHA domain-interacting nucleolar phosphoprotein-like. The record is from RefSeq and is a predicted model, not a curated record. The transcript is spliced from 5 exons. Gene Ontology annotation, cellular component: nucleolus. Lineage: Eukaryota; Metazoa; Arthropoda; Insecta; Hemiptera; Delphacidae. The coding region runs from base 702 to 1298 and encodes 198 amino acids. Gene Ontology annotation, biological process: maturation of LSU-rRNA from tricistronic rRNA transcript (SSU-rRNA, 5.8S rRNA, LSU-rRNA). Gene Ontology annotation, molecular function: RNA binding.